AUGGCGGGAGAGAGCCCGGAGUCAAGCGCAGCUGCUGCUGCUGCUGAACAGGAGCAGCAGCAAGAGCAGCAGCAGCAAGAGCAGCAGCAGCAAGAGCAGCAGCAGCUAGAGCAGCAGCAACAAGAGCAGCAGCAGCAAGAAGAGGAGCAACAAGAGCAACAGGAGCAAGAGCAGCAAGAGCCGGAGCAGCAAGAACAAAAUCAGCAAGCGCAGCAGCAGCAGCAGCAGCAACAGACAGAAGAGGAGCAGCAGACGCAGCAGCAGCAGGAGCAAGAGCAGUCAGAGCAGCAGCAGCAGCAGCAAGAGGAGCAGCAGCAGCAGCAGCAAGAGGAGCAGCAGCAAGAAGCGCCUCAGGCCGAGCAGCAGCCAGAAGUGCAGCAGCAGCAACAACAGCAGCAACAGCAGCAGCCAGAGGCUCCCGCGCAGCCGCUGCAGCAGCAGCAGCAACUGCAGCAGCAGCAGCAGCAGCAGCAGCUGCUGCUGCGGCUGCAGCAGCAGGAACGCGAAACCCUAACCAACGAACAAGGCCGAAUUAUUCUUGACGAAAUAGAAAGACGAAUAGCCCUAUAUUCUGAGCUGAAGGUGUGGCUGGAGGGGGGCCCGUUGUCUGCUGCUCGUUUGCUGCUGACGCUGCGGGCGAAGAGAGAUUUGGUGCUGCAGCAGGAGCAGCAGCUGCUGUCAACUGCAGCACAACUCCGGACCUUAGAAAGUCUUCAAGAGCUAGUCAACCCCCCCUGCCUUUCAGGUACAAGUCCAGCAGCAGCAGCAGCAGCAGCAGCAGCAGCAGCAGCAGCAGCAGCAGGGGCGGCGGAGGCGGCGGCUGGAGGGUUGGCCGUGUGCUGCAAGCAGCAGUGCAGCAGCAGCAACAGCAGCAACAGCAGCCACAGCACUUCUGAGCUGGAGGACUACAAGCGGCGCAUGCAGUCUUUGGAGGCGAAGGGAAAUGCUCUUGCUGCUGCUGUCUUGAAGUUGGAAAACAAAAUCACGGAACUUGCUGCUCUCUACAACACCACAGUAACUGCUGCUGCUGCUGCUGCUGCUGCUGCUGCUGCUGCUGCUUCUGCUGCUGCUGCUGCUGCUGCUGCUGCUGUAGUUAGCGCCGCGGCUGAGGCUGGCCCUGCUGCUGCUGCUGCUGCUGAUUCUGGGGGCGGGGGUGCUGCUGCUGCGGACGCUGCUGCUGCUGCUGUUGCUGCUGCUGCCGUUGCUGCUGCUGCUGCGAAAGCUGCUGCUGCUUCUGCUGUUGCUGUUGCUGCUGCUGCUGCUGCUGCUGCAGAUGAAUAUGGUCAGCAGCGUCAUGCAGGAGUGGCAUUUAGUCCUCUCAGAAGCAGAAGCAGGAACAGAGACAGGGCCCUGAGACCAGGGGGCCCCUGGGGGGUCCCGAGGGGCCCCCCAAGGCCCCCCCAGGGGGCCCUUGGGGGCCCCCAAGGCUUUCCUUGGGGGCCCCUGUGGGGCUCUCUAGGGGGCCCCUAG
Eimeria necatrix is the source of this 1470-nucleotide messenger RNA. RefSeq lists its product as hypothetical. Lineage: Eukaryota; Apicomplexa; Conoidasida; Eucoccidiorida; Eimeriidae. The transcript is spliced from 3 exons. The coding region runs from base 1 to 1470 and encodes 489 amino acids. The record is from RefSeq and is a predicted model, not a curated record.